Messenger RNA from Dothidotthia symphoricarpi CBS 119687, 2248 nucleotides. RefSeq names its product PTR2-domain-containing protein. Lineage: Eukaryota; Fungi; Ascomycota; Dothideomycetes; Pleosporales; Dothidotthiaceae. The record is from RefSeq and is a predicted model, not a curated record. Gene Ontology annotation, biological process: oligopeptide transport; transmembrane transport. Gene Ontology annotation, molecular function: dipeptide transmembrane transporter activity. Gene Ontology annotation, cellular component: membrane. The coding region runs from base 223 to 2079 and encodes 618 amino acids. The transcript is spliced from 3 exons.
CACCGUUCGCUCAGAACCUACUAUUAGCGCGAUUGUAACGUCGCGUUGGUACUCACCUGCUUGAAACAGAGAGGCCGGCCAAGACGCAACUUCUCCGCUCUUCGCCGCCGCCGUUUGCAUGGGUAGAGUAUUAAUUGUGUGCUUCCCCUCUGUUUGCGUUCCAGCAGGCAGCCCGUUCUCCCGCUCGUCAACCUGCAAUCGACCCAUUAGUCACUUGUCACUAUGAGUUCUGCCGGAGGACCCAACAUGGUCGACAUGGCCAUGUCCGCUGAGCCCAAGAUCGCCACACCACUGUACGAGUUGAGCGAGAAGCAGGCCCUCGCGCACUCCAGCAACUCAUCGAGUGUCGCCGCGCCCCCCGUCGAGUUCGAGGCCGACUUGGAGGGCGAAGAGCCCACCGCAGAGGAGCUCAUCACGUUGCGCCGUGUUUCAGGCAAGAUCCCAUGGACUGCUUACACCAUCGCCAUUGUCGAGCUUUGCGAGCGUUUCGGUUACUACGGGUCCCAGGUGUUAUACACCAACUUUGUUCAACAGUCACUCCCCGUGAUCGAUGGCGUUGUUUCGAGGACUGGAAAGGACCCACGUACUGAGGGUCAGCCUGGUGGUCUCGGUCUGGGCCAGCGUGCCUCGUUCGGUAUCGGUACCUUCAACUCUUUCUGGGCCUACACAACGCCCAUCCUCGGUGCCAUCAUUGCCGAUGAGUACCUUGGUCGCUACAACACAAUCUUCAUUGCCAUCGCCUUCUCCAUCAUUGGCCACAUUCUACUGGUUAUCUCGGCUAUUCCCGCAGUGCUCACGAGCGGCAAUGCGAUUGCACCCUUCAUUCUUGGUGUUAUCGUCCUCGGUUUCGGAACUGGCGCUUUCAAGGCCAACGUCUCACCCCUGAUUGCAGAGCAAUACCGCCAGACCAAGCCCCGUGUGGUCAUCGACGCCAAAACUGGCGAUCGUGUUAUCUCAGACCCCAACAUUACCAUCUCUCGCAUUUUCCUGUACUUCUACAUGUUCAUCAACGUUGGAUCGCUCACCGGCCAGAUCGGCAUGGUCUACGUUGAGAAGUAUGUUGGAUUUUGGUUGGCGUGGUUACUCCCCACCCUCCUGUUCUGCUGCUGCCCCUUCGUCCUCUGGUUCUGCAAGGGAAAAUACCAUCUCAGCCCGCCCACAGGCUCAGUCCUUACUCGUGCCAUCAAGCUGUUGUCCCUUGCGACCAAGGGCAAGUGGUCUGUCAAUCCCGUCCAGACUCGCAAGAAUUUCAAGAGCGAACACUUCUGGAAUGAUGUCAAGCCCAGCCACCUUGGCAGCAGCAAGCCUAGAUGGAUGCAGUUUGACGACGCCUGGGUCGACCAGGUUGCUCGUGGUCUCCGUGCCUGUUCUUGCUUUACAUGGAUCCCUCUCUACUGGCUCUCCUACAAUCAGAUGAACAACAACUUGGUCUCGCAAGCCGCCACCAUGAGGCUCAACGGUGUACCCAACGACGUUAUUACUAACCUGAACCCCAUCUCGCUGGUCAUCUUCAUUCCUCUCGUUGACAACUUCCUGUACCCCGCUCUCCGCAAGUACAAGAUCAAGUUCACGCCUAUCAAGCGUAUUGCUUUCGGAUUCAUCCUCGCCUCCAUGGCCAUGGUUGCUGCCUGCGUUAUCCAGUAUUACAUCUACAAGGAAGGUCCUUGCGGUAGCCACAUGAACUCCUGCGACGAGAAGGCUGACAUCUCCGUCUGGGUUCAGGCCGUACCCUACGUCCUGGUCGGUUUCUCUGAGAUCUUCACCUCCAUCACUGGUCUCGAGUUUGCCUUCACCAAGGCGCCCAAGAACAUGAGAUCGCUUGUUACUUCGUACUGGCACUUCAUGUCCGCCUUUUCCAACGCCAUUGGUCAGGCUUUCGUCUCGCUAUCUGAGGACCCGCUUCUUGUCUGGAACUACGGUGUCGUAGCCGUGCUCGCUUUCGCCGGUGGUGUUCUAUUCUGGUUCCACCAGCGCGGCACCGACAAGAAGGAAGAUGCGCUCAACAUGCUUCCCGACUCCAACUACGUUGGCCGUGACAGGAGGCACAGCGCAACCGAGGUUGCCAAUUCCACUGCUUAGGCUUGUUAUGUGUUGGAUACGUAUGAUCGAUGUUCCUAACAUGAUAUAACGGUAUGUAAUGCGUCUUGGGAUGCAGAAUGUGGACGCCAUCUCAGUGUGGUAAGGGCCAUGUGAAGUAAGAGUCGAUGAUACCUAUUUGCCUUGAUAGCUUUUUGUUAAUGCACGAGAG